AUGUCCGACCUAAAACAGUGCCCGUUCGAGGUGACGCAUCUGAUCGAGGGCAAAUCGUUCGCAAUGCAUAUCGUCAAGUGCCAACGACAACAUCCGGACAUCAAACUGGCCCGAUGCCAUCUCGACACGUCCCACCUGAUGCGGGAGGAGGAGCUGCAGCAACACAUGAAGACGUGCACGAGCCGUGGCCAGCUGGAUGCGUACAAGUACAGCCUCACGACGGGGGCCGCUAGCCGUGUAUCGAGCCUGCCCGAUCCGGCCGACGAUCUCAUCAUCAACACAACCGAACCGAUCAUACGAAGAGGAGGAGGAGCCGGCGGCGGCGGCGGUCGUGGUCGUGGCCGCGGUGGCACUACCAGCACAACGGUCGGACGGACGUUGCUGGACGAUACCGAGUGUUGGGACGAUUCGGACUGCAAGGCGUACGAUCCGCUGGAAAGCUGCCGAGCGAAAAAGAACGAAAAUGCAGCCUUUAUCACACCGAAGAUAAAUCAGUUUGUGGAGCAACGAACGGCAGCCGCUGUGCUGAAGAACGACAGCGGGACGAAGCGAGAACCAACCUCGGACGAAGAAUUCGGUAGCAGUGCACUGAACGAGCGCCAGAAUGAUCUUGAACAGUUUGGGCUGCGACGAAACGCUUCACACGGCGCGAAUGCUGGAAGAGUUGUCAGUGGCCGGUUUGGCGAAAUGAAGCAAGAACCAGGUAGCUCGGGAAGCAGGGAACGUGAUGAUAGACAUUCCGGAGAGCGGUCCAACUCUCGCAGCGGGUAUGAAGCGGGUGAACGGAACCCGUACAGUAGACGAUCGGAUAUCGGUGGGUAUCACGAUCGAGAGCGGCACGGAUACGAUCGUCGUAGCGAUGGAUAUUCGAACAGAGACCGGUACGACAGUCGGCACCGUAGGGAUGGGUAUGAUUCGGAAUCUAGGAGCUCUCGAGGAUACGGUCGAAAUGACGAUGAUGGUUCCCGCAACCGGGGACAUGGCAACGAUAGGUACCAGCCGUACGGAGGUAGCUCCUAUCGAUCGCACAGAACGAGUGAUUCCACCGAACGAGGUAGUGACUAUUCUGCGAAAUAUCCAAACCACGAACGUGACCAUUAAUUUUAACGAAAAAUCUGAACUGAAAUAAUGCUGUUAGCGGUACGACUUAGCAUAGAACAAUGUACAAUGAAGGAAAUGAAUGGAAUUAUUUUUGCGAAUAAACAUGCAACGGAAAUUGCAAACGCUAUCGUA
Molecule: messenger RNA, 1233 nt
Organism: Anopheles gambiae (African malaria mosquito)
Lineage: Eukaryota; Metazoa; Arthropoda; Insecta; Diptera; Culicidae
Exons: 1
Coding region: 1-1101 (366 amino acids)
Source: RefSeq, a predicted model, not a curated record